Messenger RNA from Trachymyrmex septentrionalis, 686 nucleotides. Its product is annotated as COX assembly mitochondrial protein homolog. Bases 126 to 503 code for a protein of 125 amino acids. The transcript is spliced from 3 exons. The record is from RefSeq and is a predicted model, not a curated record. Gene Ontology annotation, cellular component: mitochondrion. Lineage: Eukaryota; Metazoa; Arthropoda; Insecta; Hymenoptera; Formicidae.
GUCAUGACAGAGUCACGUGGUUUGACACACGUGUGAUGAAUGCGAAUAAGUGGUGGAAGUGAAAAAUCUUUCAACGUAGUGUACCCUGUAAAGAUAUUUUUAUCUGCUCCGAAAACUUCAACAGCAUGAAGGAGGAUUACUCGGUGCUUUCGCCAAAAUUCGGCGGGGGACCGAAGGGACUAGGUGAUCCUAAUGACAAAAGUUUAAGGAAGGUAGAGAAAGAUGUGUUGGUACCCAAGUUGAUGCGAGAGAGAACCAAAUCCGAAAAAUGUGUCAACGAGGUCAAAGAAUUUCACGAUUGCUGUCUCAAUUCUGGUCUGCUGAACGUCGUAAAAUGUAGGAAAGAAAAUGAUAAGAUGAAGGCCUGCAUGGAAAAGUGGUUCUACAAUCAAGACUUUAUCAAAGAAUGCACAGAGCAGUAUCUGGAGGAAAGGAGUGAAUUUAGAAAGACUGGUAUUCCCAAAACGCGAAAAAGCAUUAGAAUGGAGAGCUCAUCAAUGUGAACAUAUAGAUAAUGAAUUGGCAAUUGUGCAGAGAUAUUAUCGAGAUUUUUACUUAGCUCUUUAGAUAUAACAUCUGUGAUUGGUCUACCAACAAUUCUACCAGUAAAACAAAGCUUUGAAAAUUGCUUAGAGAUUGCUUUAAUAAAGCUGAAAACGAAUUAUUGAAAGUUAAAAUUAUAUUGA